GUGUGUGGUGAUAAUGGAAAGUUGGACCUCGGUUGUGAAUGGUAUUAGUCUAUCAUACAAUGUCAUUCUGUCUAUAUGUCUAUUGUGGUGAAAGAUUUCAUUGGUGUCGUUCGCGAGAGAUCCAGUGUGAUGCUGUCAACGUUACUGAGAAUAGAGUUUGUCUUGUAACGUUUUACCUGAAUUCAUUAUCAAACAAAAGUCCUGUUAACGUGCACUGCAUUAGGUCUAUUUCGAACGUGUAGAGUUCACCUUGGAGUUCACACACAUAACGUAAAAUGGAUAUCGACAAAGCUCGCGCCUUGGAACUGGCAAUUUCCUUCGUUGACGAUCACUGGAAAUCAUUGAACGAAGACGAUGUUACCGUCAGUAUUUUGAGCGGUGGUAACAGUGGUCGGCUGUACAUUGUCGAAGACGUUUCCCGCGCGUCAAAUGUUAAUCCGUACACGAAAUUCUUGGUGCGACUUUAUGGCGGUAAAAUGGUCGAAAAGGAUGACAUCGUUAAGGCUGGAAAGUGCGAGACUGGCGAAGGUAUCGUGUUUUUCGCCAACGGUCUGCACGGUCUCGGACCGAAAUUGCUUGGCGUUUUUGAUGGUGGUCGUGUGGAGGAAUUUGUACCAUCGCAUCGUCUUACCGAAGCAGACUUAACUGAUGAAACCGUUUCGAGGGAAUUGUUCCGCAAAUUGGCCAGGUUUCAUGCACUUCAGUUGCCUGUGUCCAAGAGAAAACGUGACCUGCUUCACAUGUCGGCAACAUAUCAAAAUGAAUUCAAGAAGGAAAAUCUGUUGAAGUUAGUGGAACGGGUCGGCGGUAAUUCUGACGACUAUUCGUUCCUGGACGAAGGGUACGCUGCUGAGCACGCAUUCCUACGUAGUUUUGAGUCCAAAGUGGGCGGACGUAUCGUACUGUGUCACGGUGAUCUGAACAAGAACAACAUUUUGAUUCGUGACACACCGGAUCAGUUCAACGAACGUGUCAUGUUAAUCGACUAUGAACUGUGUGCGACCGAUUAUCGUGCCUGCGACAUAGCCGGUGUAUUGUUGGCAAGAAUGGUGGAAGCGAAAGACGGAUGCUUCGAGAAGGUGUGCGACUGGCCGGAUGUUGAAUACCGUCGCAUGGUGAUAGCGGAAUAUCUGAACGAAACGAAGAAAUUGAAUUACUUCGAAUUCGAUGCGACCGGUGUGGAUUCGGUUGAUCAUGUGAUGAUGGAAGUGGAUUUCUUUGCCAUGUAUGGACUGCAAUUGGUGAACGGAUUUUUUAAGCGAAUGCCCAACACGGAAUACUUUCACCAGCAGUCCGAUGCGGUGGUCAAGAGCUGGGUCGACAUUGUACUGGUGAUGAGCACGAUGUAUGACGAGCACAAGAAACAUUUCAUUGACACGUACAGCAAAGCAUUGUAGAAAUGGAUGGCAAUUGGUCGGGUCUAAUUCGAGAUGAAAGUAACUCGGCAGUGCCGGAGUAGAGAUCAGUGUCAGUGUUCAAUUUAAUUGAAAAUAAACGGUCGCAGCUUGACAACUGGU
Messenger RNA from Bradysia coprophila, 1517 nucleotides. Its product is annotated as choline kinase alpha-like. Gene Ontology annotation, molecular function: ethanolamine kinase activity; choline kinase activity. Lineage: Eukaryota; Metazoa; Arthropoda; Insecta; Diptera; Sciaridae. Gene Ontology annotation, cellular component: cytoplasm. Gene Ontology annotation, biological process: phosphatidylethanolamine biosynthetic process; CDP-choline pathway. The record is from RefSeq and is a predicted model, not a curated record.